This is a messenger RNA of Salvia hispanica, 2058 nucleotides long. RefSeq names its product transcription factor PIF3-like. The record is from RefSeq and is a predicted model, not a curated record. Gene Ontology annotation, molecular function: protein dimerization activity; DNA-binding transcription factor activity. NCBI's taxonomy places the organism in Eukaryota, Viridiplantae, Streptophyta, Magnoliopsida, Lamiales, Lamiaceae. Gene Ontology annotation, biological process: regulation of DNA-templated transcription.
AAAUAUGGUGCUCCUAACUUCCUGGUGAAAUCUCUCUCCUCUCUCUCUCUUUUUAUACGUGUAUGUUUGUGUAUCUCAUGUUCCAUUAAAAAGUGCUCUCUCUUGGAAGAUGUAGUAGUUUUCAAUCAAAAACUACAUAUGGAUGAGCAAUAUAUUUUGGAGUUCAAGAAACCAUCAUUGCUUUAUUGUGGAAGAAGCAAAAAAUAAUGCCAAGAUUGAUUUUGGAGAAGUUUUGGCUACUACAAAUAUUACUGCUUGUUUUUGGAAUUGAAAAGAUUUAAGAGUUGUCUCAUUCUUGAAUCAUGCCUCUGUAUGAGUUCUUGAGAUUGGCUAUCGAAAAGCUCGAAUCUAGCCAGCAGAAAUCAUCUUCCGUUGAUCCCACUUCAAAAACGGAAAAUGGCUUAUUUGGACAGCCUGAUAAGGUUGCUACCAACCUCAGUUUGCAGCCUGAUACCCCUAGUGCCUGUGAUGGAGAGAGGCCGGGAAAAUCUAGUGGUGUCGAGUAUAUCUUCAAUGAUAUUUCGCCAGUAUUGGAUAUGAGUCAAAAGGAUGAUGCCUCUCCUUGGUUAAGUUAUCCCGGAGAUGAUAGCCUGCAAGCUUACUCUUCUGGUGUCUUACCUCAACCAUCAAGUGUUUCUUUUAUGUCACAGAAACAUGGAAGGAGUUGUGAUCAGGCAGUUAUUGAUUCGGACGUUGUGGAGUUGUCUUCUUUUAAAGAUCGUCCGUUGCAAACAUGUCUGCAUCAGAAGGACCAUACAUCAGAUCCUUCCUUACUCAAUUGCCAAGAUGCUAAGUUUUGGAAUAGUGAAGAGGGUGUAGACUUACAUGUUCCAGCCGCAGUAAACUCUUCACGGUUAUUGGGCAACGAAGAUAAAGAUUUGUUUCUUGAUGGAAGGACCAGGGAUAUCAGCCUAGAUACAUUCUUGAAAACUGACAAAAGUUUGAUUCAAAGCAACACCGUUGCUUCAACUAGGCCUCUAGAUGGGAAGAGAAUUGUCGAGUCUAUCGUUGGUUCUUCGUUUGUAAGCUCUGGAAAAGGUGCUGAUAAGAAUCUCGAUGAACUGAACUAUUACACGAAAAGAAAAUCUCAAGACAAUGAGGAGUCUGAAUGCCAAAGUGAUGAACUCCAAACCGAGUCUGUUGGCCUGAAAACACUAACUCCAGCUGAUGGAGGCCGGGGAUCAAAGAGAAGGCGUGUGGCAGAAAUGCAUAAUCUUUCCGAAAGGAGGCGAAGAGAUAGGAUCAAUCAGAAAAUGCUUGCUUUACAAGAACUUAUACCCAACUGCAAUAAGACGGAUAAGGCUUCCAUGCUCGAUGAAGCCAUCGAAUAUCUAAAGAUACUUAAACAUCAAGUGCAGAUUAUGUCAAUGGGAUAUGGAGUAUGCGCGGCGCCAUUGAUGUUUCCACCGGGAGCUCAAAACAUGUAUUACGCGCCUACACCUCAUCCUUCAUACACGGGGAUGAGGAUGGGAGCGAGUUUUGGUAACACGAAUGGGGAUUCUGUUCACUAUCCAAUUUUCCAUCCACAUUUUCCUACGCCUGUCGUAAACUGCCAAGGUGCUAUCGCUCCGAUGCACGGACAUAUCUGUCCCAGACUUCACACCGCAGUCUCUGGAGCGCACACACACUUUUUUCCUCCAAUUAAAUCUAACAAAACUUCAGUGAUGGGGCCAAGUGGCUUGAAGCUAACAAAUCACAAAUCUACGUCUUCAAGAUUGAACUCGAAGGAUCUGAUGGCGAACAAGAAUUCACAGAACGUCGAAAUGAGCAGCUCAAUCUCUACUCAGUGUGAUGCAGCUGCAAGCGAAAAAUGAAGUUCGAAACCGGCAUUCUACAGCAUGUAAGAGUAAUGAUGGAGCUGCAGAAGACUACAGAAACUAAUGAAGAAGCUUCUAUGCUUGCUUGGUAAACAAUGCUAGUGAGAGUAGAGUUUGGAAAUAUUUAUUUUUCUCGAAUAAAAUCACAUUCUUCGCUUUGGGCACUGUAUAUUUAUUUAUAUAAGGUGACUCCUGACAUUUCUUUCAAAAAUUGAGUUCUAAGCUUAUUAAUCCCAAUGCU